AUAAAAGGGCAUAGAUUGGUUGAUAUUUGGAAGGCAUAGAGCAACCGAAGAAAGAAAACGAAAAUGGAGAAAGGAGAAGUGAAUUGGAGUGAGGACGUAGAGGAUCUGGUGACGGCCGGAGACACGCAAGCCGCAAUCUUUCCAAAACCUCCUUCCCGAACUCCAAGCGACGUCGUCGUCUCUGGACGACCUCCGGAUAGCAAAGUCACAGCCCCUAAGAGACGGGGAAGGGAAACAUUUUCUUAUAGAAAAAGUAAAUUGUAUGGUAAAUGGCUCUCUGAGAUGUCUGUUCACGAAGAUACAGAGAAUGAGGACGUGUGCAAAAACCCUGAAGCAAAGACAAUGGAAUGUAAGCCUUUAUGUCUCUCAAUUCAAGCUAAAUAUGGCACGUGUCAUGUUCUUGUUUUGGUGGAAUUUUCACCAAGCACUAGGACAACAGAUCUAGAGAAGCUUUUUGAGGACUUUAGAGACUGAGGAGUUGUUAUUCGCUGGGUCAAUGAUACAACAGCCCUUGCAGUAUUUCAAACACCAUCUAUCAAGAGAUCCCACUUCCUGAUUGUGGUAGUCUAGAUAUUUGCAACUAUAAAUCGCCUGAGGGUUCUAGGACAGUGCCUUUCUGCGACUGUUUACAGUUCAGACGGAAGUAUUGAGAUAUGGAUCAUGAAACAAUUUAAACUUUUAGGAGUCAAGGAUCAAAGAUUAUGUCAUUGGAGCACAUCUACCACCGUAGUCGAGUCCAUGGAAGAAGUCAACACAGCGAAGGAGCUGUUCAAGUUGUCUGUACCCUGAAGAAUGGAGAGAAUUUUUCUGCAGUACAUGAAUGGAGCAUUGGUCUUGUACAACUUUGAAAAUGAGACCUGAGUUCAAAGAUCUGGUCAUACCAUGGUUGCCAAAAUGAUUUUGCACACUCGUCCAUAUGUUGAAAGUUUAUUAUCGUUUCAGGAAAUUCAGAGUAAUGAACCCCGGAUUUAGCUCAUAUUCAUGUAACUAAUGAAUAUAACUAUCCAUGACAGAUUCCAUCCAACAUAGAAACCUUCAAACAGUUGAAAUGUUUAUUCAACAUUCACACUACAUAAUAGAAACGGGCACACCAAAUACACCAUCAUUCGUGAGUCAUAACAUGCUCGGUAUGUACAUUAUUGUUUACAUUUUAACCAAAAGGGAAUUCAAGGGAAGGACUUGUCUGAACUCACUUUUAGGACGUCACAUUCAAUACAGAUGCCUGAUUAUCAUUUUAUCAAUGAUCGAUGCUUGGCAAUUAUUUGAACAAAUAUAGCCUAUCCAACGAAAAGCACGCAUGGAGAAUGCUAUCAUUUCCAUUACUAGAAUUUCCUUUGAACCAAACCGGCCAUGGAUGUCUUCUGUUUUGCUGAGUUACCUGCAAAGUUAGAAAAAUGGGAAAAGGACGACAAAGAAAAAGAAAACAAGAUAAAAAUUGGUGAUCAGAAGAAAUGCUAAUCGACGGAACAAUUAAGAAAAAGUAACCCCUAUAGAUAAUUUCAUAUGAUCGUGGUGAAGAAUGGAAAAAAUUUCACUAUUUCAACAUUGAAUCAUGGAAUGGGAUUCGAUUUUUGUUUGAUGCUUGGGCUAAGCAUGACAUACUUACGAGUGGGAAGGCACCUGAA
This is a messenger RNA of Durio zibethinus, 1625 nucleotides long. The record is from RefSeq and is a predicted model, not a curated record. Lineage: Eukaryota; Viridiplantae; Streptophyta; Magnoliopsida; Malvales; Malvaceae.